CCUAUUUCUUUUCUUUUUAGGUCAAGAUGAUUUGAUGCUUCCCUAUCUCAACCAAAGCAGUUUCAAAGUUAAGAACCUACCCUUUAUUUCUAUUGCCAAAUUGGAUGUAUAUUUGGUGUUGGAAAGUAAUUAGCUUAUUCUCUGUAGUAACAUGGGGGAGAGAUUUCAAAAAGGGAUCAAAUGAAGUCAUUUUCUAAAGGUUUCUCUCUCCCCAAGUUGGAGCCUUUCUCAUAUCCUCCCCCACUCUUUAAAUCUCCCACCAGUCAUCACUCUUUAUUUCUAAUCAAAAUCCUCUGCCACCAAAGGAUCCAAAUUAAUUAGAACCCAAGUGGGGAAAAAAAGGAGGCACAGAAAAUGGAACAAGAACAGCAGCUGAGCACCAGAUGGGAAGGCUAUGUUGACUGGAGGAACAGAGCUGCAAUCAGAGGCCGCCAUGGUGGCAUGCUUGCCUCCUCCUUCGUCUUGGUGGCGGAGAUAUUGGAGAACUUGGCAUAUCUGGCAAAUGCAAGCAAUUUGGUACUUUACUUAUCACAGUAUAUGCAUUUAUCUCCAUCCAAAGCGGCCAACAAUGUCACAGACUUCAUGGGCACAGCCUUCCUUCUGGCCCUUCUUGGUGGUUUCUUAUCCGAUGCUUUUUUCACAACUUAUCACAUCUACUUGAUAAGUGCAGUUACUGAAUUUCUGGGUUUAAUCAUGCUCACAGUGCAAGCUCGCUUACCUUCACUGAAGCCACCAACAUGCAGUCCAGACAGCCUCAAUAAUCCAUGCCAAGAAGUUGAAGGUGGAAAGGCUGCCCUGCUGUUCAUAGGCCUCUAUCUGGUGGCGUUGGGUGUUGGAGGGAUAAAGGGCUCCUUACCUUCACAUGGAGCUGAGCAAUUCGAUGAGAGCACCCCACAAGGAAGGAAGCAGAGAUCAACCUUCUUCAACUACUAUGUAUUCUGCCUCGCUUGCGGAGGCCUAAUUGCGGUGACGCUGGUGGUGUGGAUUGAGGACAACAAAGGAUGGGAAUGGGGUUUUGGAAUUGCAACUAUUAGCAUAUUGUUGUCUAUACCGGUCUUUCUUGCUGGCUCCACUCUUUACAGGAACAAGAUACCUUGUGGAAGUCCACUGACAACAAUUUUGAAGGUUUUGAUUGCUGCAACACUUCACAGUUGUAUGACCAAAAGUCCAAGCAAUGCCAUUGCAAGCAUGGCCCCAACCCCUUCUUCUCCAACCACAACCAGCAAAGCAAUCCAAGAAGGAAACGCCACGGAGAAGGAGGCUUCCACUGCUGAUGAUCAAGAUCAAGCCCCAACACAAAGCCUCAAAUUCCUAAACAGAGCAGUGCAGGUGAACAACCCAGCGCAUAAGGCACUAGAAUGCACAUUGCAACAAGUAGAAGAAGUCAAAAUUGUGCUGAAAAUCCUCCCCAUAUUCGCUUGCACCAUCAUGCUCAAUUGCUGCUUAGCUCAGCUCUCAACAUUCUCUGUCCAGCAAGCUGCAACCAUGGACACCAAGCUUGGUUCUUUGAAAGUCCCACCAGCUUCUCUCCCCAUUUUCCCUGUACUCUUCAUCAUGAUCCUAGCACCAGUCUAUGACUUCUUCAUCAUCCCAUUUGCAAGAAAAUCGACAAAAUCCGAAAUGGGGAUCACUCACUUGCAACGAAUCGGAAUCGGUUUAGCUCUGUCCAUCAUUGCAAUGGCAAUAGCAGCUCUUGUCGAGAUUAAGCGAAAGCGAGUUGCUUCCAACUCGGGGCUACUCGACUUGAAAGAGCCAUUGCCCAUCACAUUCUUUUGGGUUGCACUUCAGUACUUGUUCCUUGGGUCUGCAGACCUCUUCACAUUGGCUGGACUGUUGGAAUUUUUCUUCACAGAAGCACCAACAAGCAUGAGAUCUUUGGCCACAUCUCUUACCUGGGCAUCUUUGGCCAUGGGGUAUUAUCUUAGCUCAGUGAUUGUUUCUGUAGUUAACGAUGUUUCAGGCAAAUACUCCAAGCACAAAUGGCUCUCUGGAAGCAACCUAAACCAUUACCAUCUUGAGAGAUUCUACUGGCUCAUGUGUGUUCUCAGUGGAUUAAAUUUCUUACACUACCUUUUCUGGGCCACCAGAUACAAAUACGGACCAGGAAGACCAAAUAAGUAAAGUAAAACAGAGUUUUGGGAUGUAUUCUCAACUUGUCAGACAACUACUUGGGCUGUAAACGCUGCAUCUUCGUUGCCUUGCAGUGCAAGGAAGAUCAAAUCUUGGGCCAAUUAGGGCCUGCACAGAAAUGGGAUCUAAGAACAGUUUA
Molecule: messenger RNA, 2269 nt
Organism: Prunus mume (Japanese apricot)
Lineage: Eukaryota; Viridiplantae; Streptophyta; Magnoliopsida; Rosales; Rosaceae
Product: Major facilitator superfamily protein
Biological process (GO): transmembrane transport
Cellular component (GO): membrane
Molecular function (GO): transmembrane transporter activity
Source: RefSeq, a predicted model, not a curated record